Messenger RNA from Actinia tenebrosa (Australian red waratah sea anemone), 1859 nucleotides. RefSeq lists its product as uncharacterized. Lineage: Eukaryota; Metazoa; Cnidaria; Anthozoa; Actiniaria; Actiniidae. The record is from RefSeq and is a predicted model, not a curated record.
UCGAAAAUGAAAGUCAAUAUGGCGUCUUCCAGUAUUGUUAGACGAACAUCCUCGAUUCUGCCUUUAUUUCUCCAUUAAUAUCUAAACUAUAGGAUCUGUUUAUAACCACAUAGACGAAGGAACUAUUACUGAAGCGGCUGGUGUUGUUGGAAAGGAUUAUAAGGGCUUAAACAUGCGAGAAGUCAUAUUUAGUUUAUCAGAUGUUGAUCUGUUCGACCAAGACAUUAGUCCAUCGGACUAUGAUUUCUUUAAAAAACAUACCGGUGCUUUUAAAAGAAUGCUUGAAGACCAGUCAAGAGAGAAGAAAAAAGAGUUUGUGGAAAAGUUUAAGACAUUUGCACUGACACAUGGCUGUAUGAAGGGCUGUCCGGCAAAGAAUGACAACYGGGACUUUCUAGAUGAAGCUAUUGCACAGUAUGAUGAGAACUUUGUAAAUGGAAAAGUGAGCACUGCUAAGAGUAUAGUUAUGGAUGCAGUAAUCCUUGCCCAGAAUAGACACAAUUUACAGUACAUGGGUGCCAACUCUUACUCCAAAGACCCUUUUUUCCACAAGGAAACUAGAGAUACUUUCCGAAGGCUCUUUGGACAGCCAAGUGAGAAAGGAACUUGUUUAAAGGUCGUCUGCGUUCUUCCACUUCACAUCAAGUUUGGCGGGUCGAUUUGUCGAUAUCUCCGUCGUUGGCUCGACGCUGACAAUAUCGAGCCAGUAGUUGCCCAGCUGAAAAUCGUCACCAAACCACCGAGAGAAGUCAGAGGAAAAGGCAGGAAAGAAAGAAGGCCGUUGACAGAUGCGGAAGAGAGAAAGGAAUUUCAAAAACAACUUGACAUGGAAGAGUUUAAUUACCAGUUUCGAAAACUUCUGGAGUAUCAUCCUCGAACCUAUGGCUUCGAUGACUUUCCUGAUUUUGCUGAAAUUGGCAGAAAGCUUAGCAUGAAUACAGAAACGGAUAAUUCUACGAGUGGCGAUACCAAGACUACAGAUGCACAAGAGGAAACCCCGAAAGACGUAGGCCUUUCUCUUUCCGAAUAUUUUGGAUUUCCAAAGAAAAGUGAUGAUUCAGAGAUUGGUAAGACUGUAGUGGAAACAAGUGACUCAACCUCGAAUGUACAGAAAAAAUCCAGAAAGGAAGAGGAAGACCUGAAGGCGAAGAUGUACGUGAAAGCUUGCGAGUCAGGCUUGGAGCCGAAAGAGGACGGAGACGGCGAAGAGGACAGCGAUAAGGUACCAAUGAGUAGCAGCGAUAAAAAUUACGAACAGGUCAGGAAAAUGUUCCUUUUGGACAAACCUCAUCCCAAUGUAGAGUUCGACCAGCUUAAUAAGAAGAGUCUCAGUAAGGAAGAUGCGAAAAGAUUGAAAAAUUGCAAGGAAUAUAUACGGAAAGCGCAGAGAGCGGAGAUGGAGAAGAAGAAAUCGUUGAAUGGAGCUGAUCAAUGGCCAAGGUUUGAUCUUGAUGCUGUUACAGGGGAAAAAGUGAAGAGGCACGCAUGCGCAAACUGCAGAGUGGUAGAACCCGAACCGAAAAAAUUCAAAAAAUGUCAAAAGUGCCAUGGUAAAAGAACUCGAUUUUAUUGCAGUAGAAAAUGUCAAGAGGAAGACUGGAUCCACGGGCAUAGAGAUGAUCAUACUGACUCUAUUGAAGACGUGACAUAAACUCCCGUCCAGAGUAGUGACAGUGGAGUUUUUAGCACAAACCUGAGGAGCACACAAAUGUACCUGAAAUGAUGUGACGUAACCUCCUAUGAGGGGUGGUGUCAGUAUUUUUUAGUAUAGCUCUAGCUCUGUAUAUUCGGCGAAAAUCAUUAUUAUCCAGGUUGAUGAAGUCAGUGUAACAUAAAAAGAAUAAAAACGUUUAAAGGUA